Punica granatum (pomegranate) is the source of this 2124-nucleotide messenger RNA. Lineage: Eukaryota; Viridiplantae; Streptophyta; Magnoliopsida; Myrtales; Lythraceae. The record is from RefSeq and is a predicted model, not a curated record.
UAUUUGGGCCAAAAUGUGAUAACUGCUUUUAACUAUUUCUUGAUAAUCCCAACUACUUGAGCUAAGUUAUUACAGUUUCUCUCUUAAUAGCUAAGUUAUCACAAUUUCAACUGAUGAGUUUGGGAUGACAGACAAGAAAAAUAAGAUAUCAAAAUUGCUCAGGCAGAAGAAUCCUCCACUGAGGAAGGCUCUAUUCAUUAUCUGGGGAAGGUGGAAGCUCUGUUUCUAUCUGAUCUGAACAAUAAAAGAAUAAAAUUUCUUGCUUUUCAGAAGGAUCCUCACAAUCCAAUGGGGAAGGCUCUAUUCGGCAUCUCAGGAAGGGGUUCAAAGCUCUGGUCUUGUCAUCUCCAUUUCAACACCUCUGAUCACUUUCUUGAAGCCCAAGCCCCUCCCUUUGGACGUUGGCUAUGGAGGCUGUUCGAGGUCUCUUCAGUAGCAUAGGCGAGAUGCCUAUAUCUGUGUUCUUCAGGGGCGCCAGGAGUGUAUUUAAGGAGGAUGAACUUGGGAUGGACAUUAUGCAGAUCGCAAUUCCGGCAACAUUGACUUUAGCAGCAGAUCCCAUUGCUUCUCUAAUCGAUACAGCAUUUAUUGGUCAUAUAGGUCCUGUUGAGCUUGCUGCUGUAGGAGUUUCUAUCGCUGUUUUCAAUCAAGUAUCAAAGAUUACAAUAUUCCCGCUCGUCAGUAUCACUACCUCAUUUAUUGCGGAAGAAGAUUCGAUGAUACCAACUCGAAUCGACCGGCAUAAGUACGCAUCAAUUUUUUGCAUUUGGAACGGGUUGCGCAGUCAACAACGGAAUGGAUCUGGAAAUGGAACAUCUGUUAACGGAACUAGCUGUGAGAAAGAGCCCCGAAUAAAGAGUAAGAGGAAACACAUUCCGUCCGCUUCAUCAGCUAUGGUGAUCGGGAGUGUUCUCGGGCUUCUACAGACUUUGUCCCUUAUCAUUACUGCCAGACCGAUGUUAAGUUACAUGGGUGUGAUAUCGGAUUCACCGAUGCUAAAGCCAGCAAAACAGUACUUAACCCUGAGGUCACUCGGUGCUCCGGCUGUUCUUCUGUCUCUUGUUAUGCAAGGAAUAUUCCGAGGAUUUAAGGAUACAAAAACUCCCCUAUAUGCUACAGUCGUGGGUGAUGCAGCGAAUGUCAUAUUAGACUAUGCAUUCAUAUUCGUUCUUCGAAUGGGUGUUACUGGGGCUGCCAUAGCUCAUGUUAUUUCGCAGGAACUUCUUGGAACCUUGAAAGUAACCAAAGAACGGUGCUCUCAUCACGUUCCCUUAAAAGGAGCGAAGACAUCUACAAAUGGAAUUGACAUAAACUGGUUUCUCUUAUUGGUAAGAGUAAUAGCUGUAACAUUCUGCGUUACCUUAGCAGCAUCGUUAGCUGCAAGGCAUGGAAUGACUUCAAUGGCGGCAUUCCAAGUCUGCUUGCAGAUUUGGCUUGCAAGCUCUUUGCUCGCUGAUGGACUAGCUAUUGCUGGGCAAGUAAGAAACUAUCUCAAUAAUGAAAGGCUAUCCUUGCUGGUGCUUUUGCAGCGGAGGAUUACGGGAAGGUCACUGCUACCGCUUCCCGUGUAUUACAGUUGUGCUUGGUUUUGGGGCUUGGACUCUUGGCCGUGCUCGAAACGGUGCUACCUUUCACAUCCAGAUUAUUCACAAAUGACGACAAGGUCCUACGACUUAUCAGGGUCGGAAUCCCGUUCAUUGCGCUGACUCAACCCCUGAAUGCUUGAGCAUUUGUGUUUGAUGGGAUCAACAACGGUGCAUCUGAUUUUGCGUACUCCUCCUAUUCGAUGGUAUCAGUGGCGAUCGUGAGCAUCAUAUGCUUGCUCUCACUAUCCUCAAGCCACGGUUUUAUUGGUAUCUGGGUUGCCCUGACAGUAUACAUGAGUUUAAGGGCAUUUGCCGGGUUUCUUAGGAUUGGAACUGGAACGGGACCUUGGAGCUUUCUUCGCGCCAAGCAGUCAGGUGUCAAUCAUUAAGACUACUUAUGUUCAUUCUAGGACGGAAGAGUUGCUCCAGCAACUCCAUGUAACUUUGCUUUCAAUGAUGUUCUAUACUUCGGAGAUAGUAUACUUUUAUUUCACCCAUUAUAUGCAUUAAAAAAAAAUUGUCGAUCCGACUUCCGAGA